AUGGCGGGCUAUCCCGCGUACUCGUACAGCACGGGCACGCCGGGUGACCUGCUUGGCGCCUCCGCUCCUCCCGCAUUCGAUCGGGUGCCCGGCCACUUCGAUGGCUUCGGCGAGAGCUCGCACUUUGCACAGGCGACGACGUUCGGCCCGUCCGGUCCGCCGCCUGGCAUCAAGGAGCAGGAAGACGAGGAGCCGAAGCCGGCGGCAUCGGCGCUCCGCGACUCCUCGCCACCGGCCGCCAGCGCAGAGGCGCCUCCACGAUCCUCGCGCAAGCGCACGGCUGCGCCGAAGGCCGCCGCUGCUUCCAGCAGCACUGCUGCUCCUGCGGCCAGCAACAACACCGAGAGCGAUGCCGGCGGCCCCAAGACGCACCGCUGCGAGAACUGCGACAAGAACUUCAGCAGACGCUCGGACCUGGCGCGCCACAAGCGCAUCCAUACCGGCGAGCGCCCGUAUCCGUGCGAGCACCCCGGGUGCGGCAAGAGCUUCAUCCAGCGCUCUGCUCUGACGGUACACUCCCGUGUCCACUCCGGCGAACGUCCGCACCGCUGCGAGGUCGGCUCGUGCGGCAAGAGCUUCUCGGACUCGAGCUCGCUCGCGCGCCAUCGCCGCACGCACACGGGCCGCCGGCCCUACGAAUGCCAGCACCCCAAGUGCGGCAAGAUGUUCACGCGCCGCACCACGCUCAACCGCCACGCACGCUGCCAUCAACCUGGCUAUGUCAAGCCUAAGGGCAAGAGGUGA
Messenger RNA from Tilletiopsis washingtonensis, 744 nucleotides. RefSeq lists its product as hypothetical. The record is from RefSeq and is a predicted model, not a curated record. NCBI's taxonomy places the organism in Eukaryota, Fungi, Basidiomycota, Exobasidiomycetes, Entylomatales. Gene Ontology annotation, biological process: regulation of transcription by RNA polymerase II. Gene Ontology annotation, molecular function: RNA polymerase II cis-regulatory region sequence-specific DNA binding; DNA-binding transcription factor activity, RNA polymerase II-specific. Gene Ontology annotation, cellular component: transcription regulator complex; PcG protein complex. The transcript is spliced from 2 exons. The coding region runs from base 1 to 744 and encodes 247 amino acids.